AAUAAAACACGAGGAACCAGAAACCUGGAGAACAAAACACGAGGAACCAGAAAGAGAGUUAAUUGAAGAAAAAGAGGAGAAUGAAGAAUCAAGUGAAGUUGAGGAGAAAAAUCAUGUGAAAACUGGAGGAAAACCUUUGGGUUUCUCUCAAAGCAAACAGAAAGAUUUAAAGAAAAAAAGAGCAAAGAAGUCCCUCCGCUGCACUCAGUGUGGAAAGAGAUUCACAGACAAAACAGGUUUUGAGAAUCACAUGAGAGUUCAUACUGGAGAGCAACCAUUCACUUGUGAUCAGUGUGGGAAGAGUUUCACACAAUCAUCAAACCUUAAUAUACACAUGAACAUCCACACUGCAGAGAAGAAGCACGCAUGUGAUCAAUGUGGUAAAAUGUUUUUAUGGGCUUCACUUCUGAAGAAACACUUGAAAGUUCAUGCAAAGGAGAAACCACAUCCAUGUUAUUUGUGUAGUAAGAGUUUUUUGCCUCUACAAAGUUUGAAAGUACAUCAGAAAAUACAUACUGAAAGAGUAUAUAUAAAAAGAAAUGAAAGGUUCCACACUGGAAAGAAACCUUAUAAGUGUUCACACUGUGACAAGAGAUUCAGUGAUAAAUCAAAUCUGAAAACACAUGAGAGGAUUCACACUGGAGAGAAACCUUAUAAGUGUUCACACUGUGACAAGAGAUUCAAUCAUUCAUCAUAUCUGAAAACACAUGAGAGGAUUCACACUGGAGAGAAACCUUAUAAGUGUUCCCACUGUGACAAGAGAUUCAAUUCUUCAACAUAUUUGAAAACACAUGAGAGCAUUCACAGUGCAGAGAAACCUUACAAGUGUUCAAACUGUUACAAGAGAUUCAGUCAUCCAUCACAAUUGAAAACACAUGAGAGGAUUCACACUGGAGAGAAACUUUACAAGUGUUCACAUUGUGACAAGAGAUUCAGUAAAUUAUCAGGUCAGAAAAUACAUGAGAGGAUUCACACUGGAGAGAAACCAUAUAAGUGUUCACACUGUGACAAGAGAUUCAGUGAUUCAUCAUCUCUGAAAAGGCAUGAGAGGAUUCACACUGGAGAGAAACAUUAUAAGUGUGCACACUGUGACAAGACAUUCAAUGAUUCAUCAUCUCUGAAAACGCAUGAGAGGAUUCACACUGGAGAGAAACAUUAUAAGUGUGCACACUGUGACAAGACAUUCAAUGAUUCAUCUUCUCUGAAAACGCAUGAGAGGAUUCACACUGGAGAGAAACAUAAGUGUGCACACUGUGACAAGACAUUCAAUGAUUCAUCAUCUCUGAAAACGCAUGAGAGGAUUCACAUUGGAGAGAAACAUAAGUGUGCACACUGUGACAAGACAUUCAAUGAUUCAUCAUCUCUGAUAAUGCAUGAGAGGAUUCACAUUGGAGAGAAACAUUAUAAGUGUGCACACUGUGACAAGACAUUCAAUGAUUCAUCAUCUCUGAUAAUGCAUGAGAGGAUUCACAUUGGAGAGAAACAUUAUAAGUGUGCACAUUGUGACAAGAGAUUCAAUGAUUCUUCAUCUCUGAAAACGCAUAAGAGGAUUCACAUUGGAGAGAAACAUUAUAAGUGUGCACACUGUGACAAGACAUUCAAUGAUUCAUCAUCUCUGAUAAUGCAUGAGAGGAUUCACAUUGGAGAGAAACAUUAUAAGUGUGCACAUUGUGACAAGACAUUCAAUGAUUCUUCAUCUCUGAAAACGCAUAACAAGAUCCACACUGUAGAGAAACCUUAUAAGUGUUCACACUGCGACAAGAGAUUCAUUCAAUCAUCAGGUCAGAAAAUACAUGAGAGGAUUCACACUGGAGAGAAACCUUACAAGUGUUCACACUGUGACAAGAGAUUCCGUGAUUCAUCAACUCUGAAAACACAUGAGAGGAUCCACACUGGAGAGAAACCUUACAAGUGUUCACACUGUGACAAGAGAUUCAGUGAUUCAUCAUAUCUGAAAACACAUGAGAGGAUCCACACUGGAGAGAAACCUUAUAAGUGUUCACACUGUGACAAGAGAUUCAGUAAUUCAUCAUAUCUGAAAAAACACGAGAGGAUCCACACUGGAGAUAAACCUUACAAGUGUUCACACUGUGACAAGAGAUUCAGGGAUUCGACACAUCUGAAAACACAUGAGACGAUUCACAUGAAUGAAAUCAAAUAAGUAAAUGGACUGCAUUUAUAUAGCGCUUUCAACAGAUCCCAUGGCAAUCCAAAGCGCUUUACAAGUUGCCUCACAUUUACCCAUUCACUCACUCAAUCAUACACCGACUGCGGUGUCAGCCAUUC
This is a messenger RNA of Carassius auratus (goldfish), 2286 nucleotides long. RefSeq names its product zinc finger protein 658B-like. Bases 251 to 2161 code for a protein of 636 amino acids. NCBI's taxonomy places the organism in Eukaryota, Metazoa, Chordata, Actinopteri, Cypriniformes, Cyprinidae. The transcript is spliced from 2 exons. The record is from RefSeq and is a predicted model, not a curated record.